Westerdykella ornata is the source of this 553-nucleotide messenger RNA. RefSeq lists its product as uncharacterized. Lineage: Eukaryota; Fungi; Ascomycota; Dothideomycetes; Pleosporales; Sporormiaceae. Bases 85 to 444 code for a protein of 119 amino acids. The record is from RefSeq and is a predicted model, not a curated record. The transcript is spliced from 4 exons.
AGAACCGACCCGGCAAUUUCUCGGCCAAUAUCUUCGUCAAGGCGUGGGAAUUACUUUCACUAGAUCCGCCUUUCGCACGCAAACAUGUCUGCAACCGCGGAGACGAAGACAGCGCCGGCCGCUGGACCUGUCGCCGUUCAGGGCAUGCGCAAAAACGGCAAGCAAUGGCACCAGCCCAAAACUGCUUUCAGGCCUACAGCAGGACUGACACCCUAUGCCCGCCGCGCCGAGGAGAGGAAGGCGCUUGCCGCCGUGAAGGCAAAGGAGAAGGAGAUGAAGGAUGAGAAGGAGGCGGAGAGACAGCGACGCAUCGAGGCUAUCCGGACGAAGCGUGCUGCGAAGGCCGAGCAUGAACGAUACCAGCUGAUGGAGGAGAAGAUGCACAAGAAGCGUGUGGAGCGCUUGAAGAGGAGGGAGAAGCGCAACAAGAUGCUCAAGUCAUGAUUCCGCUGUCUUCAUAGAAGAAAUAAAGAAGAAAAAGGAGAACUCCAACAACCGUCGUCCCGACAGCAGCCCUGCCUGGGAACGUUCCGAAGUACUCCGACGUACACCA